AAACAGCUGCAGAAAAAUCUUGCUGUAGGAGGGAGAGGCGUGUGCGCCUUUUAGGGGUUUCAAAAGGUUCACAUUCACCGGUGGAUAUUGGCCAAAACAAGCCCUACUACUGUGGGACCAUGGGACUUACGAGAAAACAGCACGUUGGUCAUAUGAGCAGCAGGGAGAAGAAGAAGCAGCGAUGGACAACUUGUCCCGCUGGAUGAGGAGGUGCUUCUGUGGCCAGGUAGAAGAGGAUGACGGGUGGAGAGGAGAAGAGGAGGCCCAGGAAAAGGAGGAAGAACAGAUGGGGGCACUAAGAAUGGAGGAAAGGGGUGUCAAGAAGAGCAAAAGUUCUUCAUCGCUGCCGGCUGCUGAGCUGGAUCCAAAUAGCUCUGGACCGCAACCUCACUGGUUCCACACGCUGCAGAUGCGACGGCUACGGGUGCAGCGAGGCCGAAGUAACAGUGACCCUUGGAGCCAGAAGGACUGCCAGAACCCCUUCAUAUGGAAACCAGGGCUACAGUUUGGAACGGCCAACUCAUACGUAAGCCUGGAGAAACUUGGUGAAGGCUCAUACGCAUCUGUUUAUAAAGGCAUCAGCAGGAUCAACGGACAGCUUGUGGCGCUGAAGGUUAUCCAGACAAAGACAGAGGAAGGCAUCCCGUUUACCGCCAUCAGAGAAGCCUCGCUGCUCAAAGGCCUGAAGCACGCCAACAUCGUCCUCCUGCAUGACAUCAUUCACACCAAAGACUCGCUCACCUUCGUCUUUGAAUACGUGCAAACAGACCUGGCCCAGUACAUGGACCAGCAUCCGGGAGGUCUGCAUUCUCACAAUGUGCGGGUCUUCAUGUUCCAGCUGCUGCGCGGUCUCACCUUCAUUCAUGACCGCCGGAUCCUCCAUCGAGACCUGAAGCCUCAGAACCUCCUCAUCAGCUAUUUGGGAGAACUCAAACUGGCCGAUUUUGGUCUGGCCCGUUCCAAAUCUGUACCCUGUCAGAGUUUUUCCUCGGAUGUAGUGACAUUGUGGUACCGCCCUCCCGAUGUCCUGCUGGGAUCUACAGAUUAUUCAACUGCUCUGGAUAUCUGGGGGGCUGGUUGCAUCUUCGUAGAGAUGCUGCAAGGUUCGCCAGCAUUUCCAGGAGUCACAGAUGUGUUUGACCAACUCAUGAAAAUUUGGAUGGUGCUUGGAAUCCCAUCAGAGGAUAACUGGCCUGGAGUUACCCACCUGCCUAAUUAUCAGCCAGAUUGGUCUCUUCCCUCUAAGCCAAAGCGGAUUCGCGCUGUGUGGAAAAGGUUGAGUCGACUCCCGGACAAAACUGAAGACCUUGUUCAGAAAAUGCUGAUGUUGGCGCCUACAGACCGGCUUUCAGCACCAGAUGCCCUGCAACACCCGUAUUUUAACACGCUGCCACCACCCAUCAUGCAUCUGAGGGACACUGUGUCAAUCUUCAAAGUCCCUGGCGUCCAUCUGGAGUCCGAGUUCCGCGACACCCUUAAUCCCAGCGGGCGAGUCAGACCUUCAUUUCUACCUGCUGCCAAAUUUUGGUGACAUCAUUAUUCAGCCUUAAAUCAGGCGGCCUCAGUCAUUUUCCAAGUAUAGGUCGAUUUUGACUCUGUCAAGAUUAUCCUCAUAAUUGCGUGUUAUCAAAUUAUGAGCCGUAAUUAUUUUCCAAAUGUAUUAUUAAUCUGUUUGACCUACAAAAAAAAUAAUAAUAAUAAAUUAAUGAUUAAAUACAAUGUUAGGUCCGAUAGAAAAAGGGAAAGUAUGUUUUUGCAGGUAUAGUGGUGCAUUGAGAUAUGAGUGAGCAGAACUUUUUUUUCCUCAGGGGAUUGAAUCAGUCAUUACUUGGCUCCUUUCACUGGCUUGAGAAUAAAAUGACACACAUGAACGAGGAUAGUAACAGGAAAAUAGACCCAACCUAAUAUUUGUCUUCUUAUUUUGCUUCGACUUGUAAAAACAUGCAAUAUGGGCACAAUGAACUGGCUGAAAAUCAACCCAGCUCUUUGGCUGAACUAUCCCACAGGUUUCUGUUUCUUGCCACCCACAGUUCAAUUUUUACUUCAAGUUAAUCUAAUUAUAAGACUACAUAUUUUGUAUUUAAAGCAGUACGUAACUUACCCUUGUAUACAAGUAUGCUCACUUAAUGCUCAGGAAACAAAAGGUUACAAAAAGUGUCAGUUUUGUUACCCUUUUAGCAAUGGGUAUUUGAAUACAAAGAAAUUAGCAAGACAUGCUAAAGAUUCUUGGCCCUUUCUGAGAAAUGAUUCAUUUACUACUGGAGGUCAUUGACUACGUUGUGAAACUAUUCUUGUGUAUGUCUGUAUUAUACUGGCUUAAGAUUGCCAAGAUGACCACUGAAUUUAAGCAAAGCGUGUAAAAUGGUUUAAAUAUAUACAUUUUAAUUAUUCAAAUAUGUUAUAAUGAAUGGUUUUGUUAAGUACAUUUUUUUUAAAAAUCACAUUAUAAACCCAUUUUUUGCAGCACAAUCCCAACGGGGAAAGAUUAUUUGAGAUAAAAGUGUAUUAAAGUCAUAUCUCAAGGCCCCACUGUACUUGCCUUUUGUUUUUGCAGGUGUGGAUUUUGCGCCUGUGACAGGCCCCCGUUUGUAUGACUAAAAUGUUCCUUAUCUUGUGUUUAGUCUGUGCAAUCAUUCCUGUGCUGUUCUAUUCUUUCACUGUUUUGAGAUUCCGCAGAACCCUUCAAAGGCCAGCAGGUGCAUUUUGGCUGUGGGAAAUGUAGUUGGAACAUAGUUACGUUCACAUAAUUUUUUUUUUUUUUUUGCUAUAGUUACAUUGUGGCAUUGUGGCCACUCUCCUCAUUGAGUCAACAAACAUCACAAUUUGAAACCAAGUUUGGUAUACCAACUGCUCAAAUCUGAUCCUGAACACACUCAGUUUAUACAAACUUUGCAGCAAAUGUGCAAAAGAAAGAUGUUAUAGUUUGCAUUUUUUGUUUGUUUGUUGGGCCACUUAAAUUGGCAAAUUUUGCUUAUAUUAGUGAUGAAGACAAAA
Messenger RNA from Corythoichthys intestinalis (scribbled pipefish), 2994 nucleotides. RefSeq names its product cyclin-dependent kinase 15 (gene cdk15). Bases 182 to 1531 code for a protein of 449 amino acids. Gene Ontology annotation, molecular function: cyclin-dependent protein serine/threonine kinase activity; cyclin binding; ATP binding. Lineage: Eukaryota; Metazoa; Chordata; Actinopteri; Syngnathiformes; Syngnathidae. The record is from RefSeq and is a predicted model, not a curated record. Gene Ontology annotation, biological process: protein phosphorylation. The transcript has 14 exons. Gene Ontology annotation, cellular component: nucleus; cytosol; cytoplasm.